Messenger RNA from Lathyrus oleraceus (garden pea), 1458 nucleotides. RefSeq lists its product as uncharacterized. Lineage: Eukaryota; Viridiplantae; Streptophyta; Magnoliopsida; Fabales; Fabaceae. Bases 1 to 1458 code for a protein of 485 amino acids. The record is from RefSeq and is a predicted model, not a curated record. The transcript has a single exon.
AUGGUAAACAGGAUUCAAAAUGCUGAUGAUAUCAUACGGCAAGUUCGACAUGAUGAUGUGGCAGCAAAUAAUAACCAAGCAGCUAUAGUCGAAAGAAUUAUGGUUCGAAAUGGGGUAAAUUUUGUCCUUAGAAGACCAAAUUAUAUGUCACCUUUAGCAGAAUAUGUCCUACAAACGGCUGCACCCCUGAGGACCAAAAUCCCCAAAUUCACCAAGUUUGCUGAGGAUACUACUGAGUCUACUGUCGAACACGUGGAGAGAUAUUUAAUCGAAGCUAGAGAUAUGUCAAAUAACGAGAGUCUUCGGAUAAAUUUUUUUCCAAGUUAUCUUACAAAGAAUGUCUUCACAUGGUUCACAACUUUGCCCCAAAAUUCGAUCCACUCAUGGAACCAACUGGAAAGAGUGUUCCAUGAACAGUUCUACAUGGGGAAAACAAAGAUAAGUUUGAAAGAGUUGGCUAGUGUCCGACAGAAAUUCACAGAGCCAAUUGAUGAUUACCUAAAUAGAUUUCGACUACUCAAAGACAGGUGUUUAACGCAAGUACCAGAGCAUGAACUAGUCGAAAUGGCCGCUGGGGGCCUUGACUAUUUGAUUAGAAAGAAAUUAGAUACUCAAUACCUAAGGGAUAUGGCCCAGUUGGCUGGCAAUGUUCGACAGGUAGAACGUUUAAAAGAAGAAAAGGCUAGGACGAACAAAGGUAAAAGGGUGGCUUAUGUCGAUUUCAGGAAAGAUGACGAAGAUUCAUAUCAUGAAGUUCCAAACUUCGACGAUACUGAGAUCGACCUUGCUGAAUUGACGCAAGGGCCACCAUAUGUGUGCAAAGUUUUAACUCCUUCCAACGGGAAAGACCCUGUCGAACCUGAAAAGAAUGACAGGUUUCCUAAGAAAACAUACACAUUCGACGUUACAAAAUGUGAUGAAAUCUUUGACUUACUAGUCAAAGAUGGACAGAUGAUAGUACCUCCAGGUGCUAAAGUACCCCCUUUAGAACAAAGAAAGAAACGAGGGUUUUGUAAAUACCAUAGUUUUUUGGGUCAUAAAACGUCUCAAUGUUUUCUUUCCAGGGAUCUGGUGCAGAAUGAAAUCCAGGAGGGAAGACUCAAGUUCGGUGAUAAGACACGGAGCCAGAUGAAAAUUGACUCCGAUCCUCUAGAAAUUGCUGAAGCUCAUUAUAUUGAGCCAGAGGAGAUGAAUUUCAUGGAAGUUGCUGAUGAUUUCUGUAUGACCGAAGUUACUGAAGACUUUGACAAUAGGCUUGUCAUGGUUAUAGUACACGAGUACUUCGAGCAGGCACCUCUUGACGAUUUCUCCCAAAGGGGUUCAGAGGAUGCCAACAAAGAAGAUGUUGAAGCCUCAGGUGUCGAGGGUGUUGGAAAUUCAAAGUUAGUGAUGAUCACUAAAGAAACCACUGAUAAUUUCAUUCAGUUGGACAAGGCCACUGAUAGCCUUCAAAAAUAG